UCCCGUGCGGGCGGCCAGGCGCUCUCCGGCUCUCUCAGUCUGGGCUUGGGGCCCCGCGGCGGAGGCGGCUGCAGAGGCGGCGGUGGCACCAUGUUUCUUCACUCAGUCAACCUUGGGAACCUGGCGUUUUAUGUCUUCAUGGUCUUUAUGGCCACCCUGGGACUAUGGGAUGUGUUUUUCGGCUUUGAGGAGAACAAGUGCAGUAUGAGCUACAUGUUUGAGUACCCGGAAUAUCAGAAAAUAGAACUUCCAAAGAAACUGGCAAAACGCUAUCCAGCAUAUGAGUUAUAUCUUUAUGGAGAAGGAUCAUAUGCUCAAGAACAUAAAAUUCUCCCUUUGACAGGUAUUCCAGUUCUCUUUCUUCCUGGUAAUGCUGGAAGUUAUAAGCAAGUUCGUUCUAUUGGCUCUAUUGCCCUUAGAAAAGCAGAAGACAUUGACUUCAAGUACCACUUUGACUUCUUUAGUGUGAACUUCAAUGAAGAACUGGUGGCACUGUAUGGUGGAAGUCUUCAGAAGCAGACCAAGUUUGUACAUGAAUGCAUUAAGACAAUUCUCAAACUCUACAAGGGUCAAGAAUUUGCUCCAAAAAGUGUGACAAUAAUUGGUCAUUCUAUGGGUGGCCUUGUUGCAAGAGCAUUGCUUACACUGAAAAAUUUUAAACAAGAUCUGAUAAAUCUUCUUAUUACACAAGCCACACCUCAUGUUGCUCCUGUGAUGCCAUUAGAUCGUUUCAUUACAGAUUUUUAUAUGACUGUAAACAAUUAUUGGAUUCUAAAUGCUCGGCACAUAAAUUUAACCACACUUUCUGUAGCUGGAGGAUUCCGGGAUUACCAAGUUCGUUCAGGACUGACAUUUCUACCAAAACUAAGCCAUCAUACCAGUGCCUUAUCUGUUGUGAGUUCAGCAGUGCCUAAGACCUGGGUUUCAACAGAUCACCUCUCCAUUGUGUGGUGUAAACAAUUGCAGUUGACUACAGUUCGAGCAUUCUUUGAUCUUAUUGAUGCUGAUACUAAACAAAUAACUCAAAAUUCCAAGAAGAAAUUGUCAGUUUUGAAUCACCACUUUAUAAGACAUCCUGCAAAACAUUUUGAGGAAAACCCAGCUAUAAUUUCUGACUUAACAGCAACAUCUAUGUGGGUUCCAGUAAAAGUAUCCAAAUGGACCUAUGUGGCUUAUAAUGAAUCGGAUAAGAUAUAUUUUACAUUUCCUCUUGCAAAUCAUAGAAAAAUCCACACUCAUGUCUAUUGUCAGAGCACUAUGCUGGAUACAAAUAGUUGGAUUUUUGGCUGCAUAAACAGCACUUCUAUGUGCCGGCAAGGGGUUGAUUUAUCAUGGAAAGCUGAACUGCUGCCAACAAUUAAGUUUCUGAUGUUAAGACUUCAAGACUAUCCAUCUUUGUCUCAUCUUGUUGUCUAUGUACCGUCUAUUCAUGGAAGUAAGUUUGUUGUAGAUUGCGAAUUCUUUAAAAAAGAGAAAAGAUCCAUACAGCUUCCUGUAACUCAUCUUUUUUCCUUUGGAUUGUCUUCAAGAAAAGUUGUGUUAAAUACAAGUGGCCUGUACUACAAUAUAGAGCUUCUGAACUUUGGACAGAUAUACCAAGCUUUUAAAAUCAACGUGGUAAGCAAGUGCUCAGCAGUCAAAGAAGAAAUAACUAGUAUCUAUAAACUUCACAUUCCCUGGUCUUAUGAAGAUUCACUAACCAUUGCACAGGCUCCAUCCUCCACAGAAAUUUCCCUGAAGCUCCAUAUUGCUCAACCAGAAAAUGACAGCCAUGUGGCAUUAUUAAAAAUGUACACAUCAUCAGACUGUCGGUAUGAGGUGACAAUUAGGACUUCCUUUUCACAAAUACUUGGACAGGUAGUUAGAGUUCAUGGCGGAGCUCUUCCUGCUUAUGUUGUAUCUAGUAUCCUCCUUGCUUAUGGAGGACAGUUAUACUCUCUUUUCUCAACAGGUUAUUGCUUAGAAUAUGCUACCAUAUUGGAUAAAGAAGCUAAACCAUACAAAGUUGAUCCUUUUGUAAUUAUGAUUAAGUUUCUAUUGGGGUAUAAAUGGUUUAAAGAACUGUGGGACACAUUACUGCUACCAGAAUUAGAUGCCAUCGUUUUAACUAGUCAGAGCAUGUGUUUCCCCCUUGUAUCCUUGAUUCUCUUUCUCUUUGGAACAUGUACUGCCUACUGGAGUGACCUGUUCUCCUCUGCAUCUGUGCGACUCCUUUCUUCAUUGUGGCUAGCUUUGAAAAGGCCCUCUGAACUUCCUAAAGAUAUCAAAAUGAUAUCACCAGACUUGCCCUUUUUGACAAUUGUUUUGAUCAUAGUUAGUUGGACAACUUGUGGAGCACUUGCCAUACUUCUUUCUUAUCUUUACUAUGUGUUUAAGAUUGUUCAUCUGCAAGCCAGUCUAACAACUUUUAAAAAUAGCCAGCCUGUGAAUCCCAAACACUCUAGAAGAAGUGAAAAAAAAUCCAAUCACCAUAAAGACUCAAUAGCACACCAUCUUCGUUUAUCUGCUAAUGAUGCUGAAGAUAGUCUUCGAAUGCACAGUACUGUGAUUAAUUUAUUAACAUGGAUUGUAUUACUCAGCAUGCCAUCUCUAAUUUAUUGGUUAAAGAACCUUAGGUAUUAUUUUAAACUUAGUCCUGAUCCAUGUAAACCUUUGGCCUUUAUCCUUAUUCCAACUAUGGCAAUUCUUGGAAAUACUUAUACUGUUUCAAUAAAAUCAAGUAAAUUGUUGAAGACUGCUUCACAGUUUCCACUUCCUCUCGCUGUUGGCGUGAUUGCUUUUGGAUCAACACACUUAUAUAGGGUUCCGUGCUUUGUCUUCAUUCCUCUUUUACUCCACGCAUUAUGCAACUUUAUGUAAGAUUGGACUUACAGAAUGAUAAAGAUAAUUGAUGCCUUUAAGGCCAAUAAUAAGAGGGAACACAUAAAUUCAUCAACAUGGACAGCAAGGUCCUUUGGAGAAGACAAGUCUAUUUUUACAGUAUUGAAAAUAGGAAAUUAGUUUUGUAAUGCUUGAGGAAAGUAGUUGAAGCACGGAUUUGUUUUGUGGUGUGGAAUCUAUGUACUAAUCAUUUUCAAAAAAUUAGUAAAGGGAUAUAUGGUGGCCACUAAUGUUUGAGGAAUCCUGUGCAUAUCAAUUAGUCUGCUUCAUCAACCAUACCAGAGAUCCUCUCUUAGAGAUAUAGUCGAUGCAGCAUUGUUUGUAAUUUCACCUCAAGUAUUCUUGUUUCGUUUUCCUGAAAGUGAGUUAUUUUGAAUUUGCUGUAGUUUAUAUAUUGAGAACUAAGUCUUAAAGAUUGAUAAAAUUUACAACUGUUUUGUCUCAAAAGUGAAAUAGCCACUCAGAAUCUUUAGUCAGUUUUUGGCAGCCAUGAUGAAUGGAGUAGAUCUUUUGUCUUCUUACAUCUAUGAAAACAGAGCUUUGAAUUGUAAGGGGGCAUGUUUUCUCAGUAACCAGGGCAAGACUGAUAGAUGGAAACAUGAUUCAAACUUAAAAUUUAAUGAAAUUUUCUUCUUUUCAAAUAUGAAUUUUAUUAUGUAUUCUUAGUGAAUAUCAGAAGACUAUUAAAGAAAUCAAUUGUUACAUUUAAAGAAAAUGCUCAUACAUAUUUACUUCCUGGCACUGGAACAGUUCAAGUCUUCCAUCUAUACCAUUUUAUUUAAUUCAUUGCCCCCAUGGUUGCCAAAAGUGCCUCAGGUCAUGAUGUAUUAACUAAAUUCAAGUGGUUGGAAACAACUCUAGGUUUACACCACUUUUGUCCGCUGUGGGAAAAAAAAAUCAGCACGAUCACGUGUAGUACCAUAUUUGAUGUAUGAUAUUAUACUGUUAAUAGAAUAACAGUAGACACUGUUACCCCAUUAAUAGCAUAAGUAUUAAUACACCACCUGAAUAAAUUGGAGACUUCAGCUACUAGGUUUAACAGUGGAAUCUCGAUAGGUCCAGGUGACUUCUAGGAUUACUGUUUUACAAAUAAAAGAGUAAUCUUUCUAAUUUAUUUCAGCUUUCACUUCACUCUUAGCUACAAGAGUAGAAAGAAGGUAAUGGAGCAAGGUAGACGAGUGUACUCUUUGUCUUAAGAUAGAGUAAACUCAGGCUGAGAUAUACCUGGCUCAGAGUCCUUCUUUUAGAUACGUAUACUGUAAAUACCCAAAACUUCUCAAGUAAAGUCCUUAAAUCCCAUUGAUGGCACAGUUGCACUUGUGAACUUGUAUCCUUGUUAGUGCCCAGGGAUGUCCUAGAGUACUGGUUUCAUUUUAUCUGCUAUCGCAUUUGGUUUCCAUUACAGCCUUGCAGCUGUUACAGCUUAUAGAAGUUUACUACCAUUUUACUGCAUAUAGAGAGUUACUUCUCGUAGUUCUUCCCCAGGUGCUUGCUAUUUCUGCAUCAGUUGAAGAGGGUCUUGCUAUCACCUCUGAGGGUAUUAAGUUUGUUUGAUUCCAUGGUUGUCUUUUCUAACUUCGUGCCUAUUGUUCAGUAUUCAUGUUUUCACUUACUGAAACCAUUCAAGGAAAGUGAUAACCUCAUAGUAGACAUGAAAGACAUACUAGGCUCUUGUUUCUUUGAGAUAAGUAGCAAAAGGGAUAAAAUACAAAACACUCAUGUGUUUCAGUUGAGAGGAAAGAGGGAGAAUUUAUUAGGUUAUACACUCAUCCCAUGGCAUACCAUAUAUAUAUUUAAAUAGGGACACAUCUGCCUAUGUUUGGCUAUACAUAUACGUUUGCACACAAGGUAUUAUUUUUUGCUGCUGUUACUAUAAUGUAUCUCAAGUUACAGAUUAAAUAUAUCAUUUAACUAUUUCUGAAUUUAAACUUAGGUCCACAUACAGAAAGAACUUUAGAAAAUUUAUUAAUUUGGAUCUUCUCUUCACAGCCAUAAUCAUUAUGUUUAUGUGAUCUAAAGUCUCCUUGUUUAGUCAGUGCUGCUCAUGAAUAAAAUAUAACAAGCUUAAAUUUCUUAUUUUUGAGUAAUACAUUUGCUUUUUAAAGCAGCUGACUUAGGCACACUAAUUCUCACUAAAAUAUUUACAUGUGAGUGUAUUUAUCACUAAGUCCUAAAAUCUUAUUUUGCUAACAAAAUAUUUCAUUGUAAGGACUACAAAAUGAUUCUAAUUAGACAUUUUAUAAACAAUAGGUUGGGCCUUUAGCCAUUAUAUACACACACACACAUAUAUAUACACAGAAACAGAUAUAUGUACACUUACAUUUUGAUGAAAUCUUCAAGUCCUAAUUUAAGUCAGAUAGUUGCCAGAGGUGAGAAGGUAGGCUUUGUGCAAAGAUUAGCAAUAUUGAUGUUUCUAUCACUUGAGAAAAGGGAAGUUCUUUUCCUUUAAAGCACACACAGUUUCUAUCAUGCUUACAACCUAUAUUUUAGCUGGUAAAACAGCAUAGCCCACUUAGCAAUGUUACUAAAAACAAAAGUGUUUAUUGGCAGUUAGAGAUUAUCUAAUUAAGCAAAUUUCUGCACCCCACUGUUAUGGCAUUUUUAUUUAGAAAUUGUUGCUUAUAAAAUAAUUCCUAGACCUUACUGUUGAUAACUAGAUCAAAUAUAGACUAGACAGGGAAAAAUACUGAGUACUUUUAGUGCUUCUAAAGUCUCCUCUGGAGUUAUUGCUGUUGCAAUUUGCAAUUGAUAGUAUAAUAGAAAUUGUUAACACUCUUUUUUCUGUAUAUUUUUCAUGCCAGAAAUUAAACAGCUUCUGCUCUUUCUUAGUUAUCACCAGAAUGAAAAUAUUUGAAGUGGUUAUUCUAAAAAAGCCAUUUGUGGCUGGUUAACAUUGAUUUUGAGUUUCUUCAAUAUAUAUUGAUCAUGCAUUGAUCUUUUUUUUCAUAUUUUCGUCAGAUAAAUUCAGAUGUAUAUAAUGGAAUACCUUUUCUUGAGUGAACUAUAUAGUUCUAAUAUCUACAUGAUUAUACAUUAAGGAAAAAGAAAUCAAAACUGUAAUAAGCCUAGUAAAUGUUUUUCUUAAUUAUCUUACCACUCAUGUAGAUACUAUACAUUUCCACAAUACACAUAAACUUAUAUGAGGCAAAUUAUUUGUUUUGUUUAUUAUCUAGUUCCUAUAUUUUUCUUAACUCUUCAGACUUCUCAUUUAAUAUGGUGUAUUUAUUUCACUUUGCUGCUUUUUAGUACCUCUUAUGAAGGUGGUCAAGGGAAAUAAAAGGAAGUAAAACUCAAUUUUCAGUUUAGUUCUUGAGAGCUCUAGGAAAAAUGGGGCAACAUCAAUUUUACUAGAUAAACUUAAGGCUAUGGAUUCCUGAACCCCAGAUAAAUCAGUCAGCCUGUAUUUUCAUUUUAAGCUAUAGGUCCAAAUUAGUGUAAUGUCUUCUAUUAUUAUUAGGCUUAGUGCAAAACUUCAAUACAUUUGAAAUUUUAGCAACUGAUUUUAUUAAAAUCAUUUGGGAAAAAUUUUUUUAAUGUGUUAGGACCUUUCUUUUUCAUCAUCACUUUUUGUUUUCUCAUUGCAUAGGAAUUGUGAAUUUGUAUAUCUUAGGAGACAAGAUGCUUUGUGAAAUUUAUUGGGGAAAAUCAAUUUGGAGAGCAUGAUACUCUCUAAGAUAAGGAGGCAAUUAAAUUAUUGUAUUAUGAAAUUAGACACUGCCAGAAAACUUCCUCAUCUAAUAAGGUAAAUGUAGAACAACAUACUUUAUAAAAAUGGUAAGAUGAUUGGGAGCUGAAAUUUUAUCCUAGCCUUUUUGAACAAAAAACAUUUCAUAUUCAGUAACGAACUUUAUUAUUUAUACACACUACUCAUGCAUUCUUUAUUGUUG
This is a messenger RNA of Microcebus murinus (gray mouse lemur), 6767 nucleotides long. RefSeq names its product post-GPI attachment to proteins inositol deacylase 1 (gene PGAP1). Gene Ontology annotation, biological process: endoplasmic reticulum to Golgi vesicle-mediated transport; GPI anchor metabolic process. The record is from RefSeq and is a predicted model, not a curated record. Gene Ontology annotation, molecular function: phosphatidylinositol deacylase activity. Gene Ontology annotation, cellular component: endoplasmic reticulum. NCBI's taxonomy places the organism in Eukaryota, Metazoa, Chordata, Mammalia, Primates, Cheirogaleidae.